This is a messenger RNA of Cervus elaphus (red deer), 1304 nucleotides long. It is a transcript of the gene MIS12, whose product is annotated as MIS12 kinetochore complex component. The transcript has 2 exons. The record is from RefSeq and is a predicted model, not a curated record. Gene Ontology annotation, cellular component: chromosome, centromeric region; nucleus. Gene Ontology annotation, biological process: protein localization to kinetochore; kinetochore assembly; mitotic cell cycle. Bases 299 to 919 code for a protein of 206 amino acids. NCBI's taxonomy places the organism in Eukaryota, Metazoa, Chordata, Mammalia, Artiodactyla, Cervidae.
CCGGCCACAGCUAGCUUUCCCGCCCGGCCUCUUUCUGUCACCAAUCUAGGUGGCCCCCUCCCCGGACAGUCGGCCAAUCAGGAGCGCGGUGGCAUCCUGCCCUAGCUGUCGUUCGCUAAAGCAGAUAGCGGUCAGAAUCUGGGGGAGUCAACCGCCGCCUAUCUCUGGCAGCCUGCGGUGGUUUAAAGGAGGUGGCGGGAAGCUGGUGUUUGGUCGAAUUCAUCACUCUCAUAGUCGCUUGGGUUGUUCACAAUCAAAAUUAACAAAGCAAAAAAAAAAAAAAAAAAACCCCACCAAGAUGUCUGUUGAUCCAAUGGCCUAUGAGGCCCAGUUCUUUGGCUUCACACCGCAGACUUGCAUGCUUAGGAUUUACAUUGCCUUUCAAGACUACCUGUUUGAGGUGAUGCAGGCUGUUGAACAGGUUAUUCUAAAGAAGCUGGAUGGCAUCCCAGACUGUGCGAUUAGUGCAGUCCAGAUUCGCAAGUGCACAGAAGAGUUUCUUUGCUUCAUGAAAGGACGUUUUGAUAACCUUUUUGGCAAAAUGGAGCAGCUCUUCUUACAGUUGAUUUUGCGGAUUCCCCCAAACGUCUUGCUUCCAGAAGAUAAAUCUCAGGAGACACAUUCUUACAGUGAGGAAGAAUUCCACCUUCUCCAAAAAGAAAUUGAACAGUUACAGGAGAAGUAUAAGACUGAAUUGUGCACUAAGCAGGCCCUUCUUGCAGAAUUAGAAGAGCAAAAAAACGUUCAGGCCAAACUCAAACAGACAUUGUCUUUGUUUGAUGAACUUGAAAACGUUGGCAGAGACCAUGGGGCUAGUGAUUUUAGGGAGGGCUUGGUGUUCCUGAUCCAGAACUCCAGAAAACUCCAGAGUAUCAGAGAGAAUGUGGAAAAGGAAAGCAAACGAUUGAAAAUAUCUUGAUUUCUCAAUAGAAAAAGGAGUUUCUCAAGGUGGACUGGUACGGGAUUUAUAUCGAUGAUAUCCUUAAUCCUAGUGAACACUAUAUUUUUGGGAGGGUUUGUUUGUUCACACUUUCUUAUAUUCCACAUCCUCCUCUUUUUUAGUCCACUCUCCUGAAGCAUCUGUGCUUUAUAUUGAACUAAUCUUUGAAGCAUCUGUGAUUAGAGGUCUGUAAUGGGUGGGAAGGGAUUCUUGGUUCAUUAAGAACUCAUUUGGGGGCAUGACUGAAGAAGUAAAGCUUUCCUUGGCCAUUCAAAGAUAUUUGUAAAAGUUGUACCUUGGUCGUGAGUCCUUUGUAACCUUGACCUUUUUGUCUUACUCUUUGGAUAAAAUGAAAUGACACAAA